CACUUCCUACCUAUUCAAAUAUGUUUGCUGAUGCCUUCACAUGAAAGUAGUUAAGAAUGAUGGCCACAUUUGGCUCUUGAAUUGUGUUGCUUAACAGCCUAGGAAGUUUUCUAAGAAUAAUGACUUCUCUCCUCUUUUGUUUGAAGUAAAUUAAAAAAGCACUGGAAGGUAUUAGCGUAUCGGAGGACAGAAUAUAAGAAGAGAGCGCACAGUGGUAAAAUAAAGCACCAGAAGGACGCCAUGGAGAGAGAUGUAAAGAAGAUGAGGGAUUACUUUAAGAGUGGGAAGACCAAAGAGGCAAGUUGGAGAGAAUGUCAACUUCAAGGGCUGCGUCGUUUCCUCAUCGAGAAGGAGGAAGACAUCUCCAGGGCUCUCUUGCAAGAUCUCGGGAAACAUCGUGUAGAGGCUUUUAGAGACGAGGUAGGAACGGUGAUGAAGUCCAUAAACUUUGCUCUGAAGAAUUUGAGAGAAUGGAUGUCGGGCCAAAAGGCCAAAUUGCCGCAAAUAGCACUGCUUACCAGUGCAGAAAUUGUUCCGGAUCCUCUGGGCCUUGUCCUCAUCAUUUCAUCUUGGAAUUUCCCCUUUGGACUGUCAUUGGAACCCCUGAUCGGAGCAAUAGCUGCCGGAAACAGUGUAGUGUUAAAGCCUUCGGAGUUGUCGUGUGCGUCGUCAUCUCUGCUAGCCUCUGGGCUCACCAAGUACCUGGACAGUGAGGCCAUUAAAGUUGUCCAGGGGGGGCCUGAUGUGGCGGAGCAAUUACUCGAGCAUCGAUGGGACAAAAUAUUCUUUACAGCAGGGAGUGCUCGAGUGGGCCGGAUUGUGAUGUCCGCGGCCGUGGAGCAUUUGACGCCCCUCACUUUGGAGCUGGGAGGAAAAUGCCCCGCCCUCGUUGAUUCCCUUUCCUCUUCCUGGGACUUAGAGGUGGCUAUAAAACGGAUUAUUGUGGGCAAAUAUGGCACUUGUGCUGGUCAAGCAUGUAUAGCGGUCGAUUACGUCCUCGUAGAGAAGAGAUUCUCUUCCACACUGGUGGAAUUGAUGAAGCUCUGGAUCAAGAAAAUGUUUGGAGAAAAUCCGAAAGAAACCAACACUAUUGCGAGGAUCGUUAAUAAACAACACUUCUUUAGACUCAAGAGUCUUCUGGCUGAUGCGGAGGUCAACAAAUCGGUGAUUUAUGGUGGCUCAAUAAUGGACGAAGAAAACUUAUUUAUUGAACCAACAAUCCUGGUUGAUCCUCCACUUGAAGCGGCUAUCAUGACAGAAGAGAUAUUUGGCCCAUUGCUUCCCAUUAUUACUCUGGAUAAAAUCGAAGACGGUAUUGAGUUCAUAAACUCUAGGCCUAAGCCUCUAGCGCUUUAUGUCUUCACCAAAAACAAAGAACUACAACGAAGAAUGAUAUCUGAAACAUCAUCAGGAAGCGUGACCUUCAACGACGCCAUUCUGCAAUACGCUGCGGACAGCCUCCCAUUUGGGGGAGUAGGCGGCAGCGGAUUUGGCAGUUACCACGGCAAGUUCUCGUUCGACACAUUCAGCCACCAAAAGGCCGUUGUCAGAAGAAGCUUCCUCACUGACUUUUGGUUUAGGUUUCCUCCUUGGACUCCCAACAAGCUCCUACUGCUUGAGACGGCUUACAAUUAUGACUAUCUGGGAUUGCUUCUCGUCUUGCUUGGCUUGAAGAGGCCUUCUAAACGCAUCGCCCUCUUUUAGGACUUUGCUGUUCGAUCACAGCUUGAGCUCUCAGUACGUAGUACGGUGAAUCCAACGUUUCUUUCGACCGGUAGGUUGGAAAUGUUGCACACAUGCACAGCACCUACAACUUAAUUGCACUACCCUUUUCCUUAGUACUUACACUCAACUGAUGAUGUAUCACAGUGUAUCUUGCUCCUUUAUCAUGCCCUUUUUCCCGUCUCCUGGUGGGAUAAAAGAGAGUACUCUAAAUUCUACGUGAAUAAUACACGUAAAUCUCUUGUUUUUCCACCCAA
Messenger RNA from Neltuma alba, 1979 nucleotides. RefSeq names its product aldehyde dehydrogenase family 3 member F1. The transcript is spliced from 10 exons. Lineage: Eukaryota; Viridiplantae; Streptophyta; Magnoliopsida; Fabales; Fabaceae. Gene Ontology annotation, biological process: aldehyde metabolic process. Bases 241 to 1704 code for a protein of 487 amino acids. Gene Ontology annotation, cellular component: cytoplasm. The record is from RefSeq and is a predicted model, not a curated record. Gene Ontology annotation, molecular function: aldehyde dehydrogenase (NAD+) activity.